CCGGGGCGAGUUUGCUGAGUCCGGCCAUGUCGAGAAGGCGCUGUGUUCUCCGCUGUGAGGGGAAAUCUCCGCUGUACGCUUUGCCGAAGGCAGAACCACAAAGAAGCCAGUGGCUGAGGUUCGUUUUCCCCUCGGUUCCCUCCACCGUCCCGAACGUCGUGCUGUGCGCCCGGCACUUCACGGAGGACAGCUUCAGGAACCGAGCGCAGUUCAACGCCGGGUUCUCGCAGCUCUUACUCCUGAAAGACGGGGCGCUUCCAACUCUGUGUGGCCCAGCGGGAGAUUCAAGGUCCCAACCUCACAUCACACAUGGACGGCCAACUGAUACUAGCCCCAUCCCUGUGGAUGACAGGGCCGAGACUGCAGCCUGCAGACCCCGUCAACAGAAACGGCAUUGUCCGGCCCCAGUUCCCCUUGGGGACGUGAAUCACAACAAAGACACCAUGGUGUGGCUAUCCAAUGCUACAGCUGCUGGUGAAGCUCAAGAGAAAACUGAAGAAUCAAAAGGACAGGCACGUAUGCAGCAAACACACGGUGAGACAAGCAUGAUGACUGAAAACACCCAAGGAGGCGCGAGAACAACAGUGAGAAAGCAGCAGGAAGAGACUGAAGCCCUUAAAAAGCAAAAACAGCAGGAGUGUUUAACACCUAACAGAAGCUUAUUGAACUGUGGGCGUUUGACACCUGAAGCAGUUCACUACAGCACUGUUCCCAAGUACUUUGAGUACUGCACAGGAUUUUCCUACGACCAGUACAACAACCUCUGCGCCUUUUUUGGACUUCCCAGCAGCGCCCACGCCCCACAGUCUGAGGUGCCGCUUACGUUUCUGAGGUUGACUAAGUCAGUCAAAAGCGUGCCACUGCGUGUGCAGUUCUUACUCGUUCUUAUGAAACUAAGGAACAACUUCGAUGUAAAAGAUUUGGCGUUCAGAUUUCAGAUCGAUCCUCCAAGCGUGAGCAUCAUUUUCCGCUCGUGGAUCCCCUACUUAUAUAACAAGUUAGGUCAGAUACCAAUGUGGCCUCACAGAGACGUAAUCGCUUCCCAGAUGCCCACAGACUACAAAAAGGACUAUCCGACAACGUUUGCGAUCUUGGAUUGCACCGAGAUUAAAAGUUAUUCCGAGCACAAGUCGGCGGGUAAGUGCCUGAUAGCUUGCGACCCCCGCGGGUCCGUGAUGUUUGUGUCAAAUCUGUUCGCUGGGUCUGUGUCCGACAGGGAAGUGUUCAAUCAGUGUGGAAUUACAACACAGCUUAAAAGUCUCGUCAUGUGUGGCUACCUUCAUAAAGGGGACGCACUGAUGGCACAGAAAGGUGUUAAAUGUGGAGGAAUCCUCUCUGCGACCAGCGGAAACAUAUCCAGCCCUAACUUCCCAGGCCUCUACCCGUAUAACGUUGAGUGUUCGUGGCUGAUCGUGGUGUCCGAGGGUUCCUCUGUGCUGCUGACCUUCCAUCACUUCGAGCUGGAGUACCACAUAGACUGCGCCUACGACUACAUCAAGAUCUAUAACGGCAUCUCGGAGGACGAAGGGAACCUGCUGGGGAAGUUCUGUGGAGAUGUUUCUCCUCCACAGUUCAGCUCAUCCUGGAACGUCAUGUCCAUCAUCUUCCACUCUGACCGACAUGUGGCCCACCGAGGCUUCUCUGUGGGCUACAGGAAAGAUAUGUGCGGUGGUGUGCUGACCGGACUCUCCGGAGUUAUCUCCAGUCCAGGCUACCCGCUGGAGUACAGCAACAACGCUGACUGCUCAUGGACAGUGCACGUGUCCAACCGCAGUGUGGUCAGCCUGGUCUUCCUGGACUUCCAGCUGGAGAACAAUGAAGGAUGUAACUUUGACUAUAUUGCCCUCUUUGACGGCCCCACGGUCAAACACCGGCACAUUGGGAAUUACUGUGGAAAUGAGCGGCCUCCAAACACAGUGACCACCUCAAACCAGCUGCUGGUGGUGUUCAAGUCUGAUUUUAACAUCGGAGGCAGAGGAUUCAAAGCCUACUACUACUCAGGGGAGUGCCAGCAGAUUCUUAAAGCGAUCAGCGGGAACUUCACCAGCCCGAACUUUCCAAACAUCUACCCCAACAACAUCAACUGCCACUGGACCAUCGUUCUGGCCGCCGGGUACAGGAUUAAGCUCUUUUUCCCCGUGAUGGAGUUGGAGGAUCAGAACAGCCUGACGGACAGCUGUGACUUUGACUCCGUGGCUGUGUACGACGGGGGCACUGAGGCUGACCCUCUGCUCGGACGCUGGUGUGGGACAGAACAGCCUCCGUCCUUAACGUCGAAAACAAACAAGCUGCUGGUCGUCCUCAACACUGACCGCAACUCUGCUUUUAAAGGCUUUACUGCUUCCUAUACAGGAGUGGUGCCAGUCAAUGUAAGCUGCACCAGGACAGAGUUUCAGAUUCAGAUUUCCCUGCAGUCUUUGCCCCAGCUGGACCGUGAGAGUGUGUAUUUGGGAAAUCCGUCCUGUUCAGCCCAGCUGACCGCAACCACCUACAAGAUACUGGCUCGAUUCGUCAACUGUGGAACUGCUGGACAGAAACGGCGCAACAUCACGAUGCUGGUGAACACUCUCUACAUCGACUUCUCUGACGGGAAACAGCAGAACGUUCAGGAAUAUGAGGUUCAGUGUGACGCCCAAAGAAAAGUGGCCAUGGUCAGUAUCAUCUCAGUGGAGGAGCGCGUGCGGAUGAACGAGCUCGCUCGACUUGCUGAGGUGUCCAGCAGCCAGGGAGCGGGAGAGAACUCAGAAACGGAGCCGCAUGAGACCAGCGACAUUGUCUUCAUCAGUGUGUGCGUGCUGGCUGUUAUCCUCAUGCUGAUUGCCAUUGUGUGGCUGGUUCUUCUGUAGAGACUCAACAUUUGAAGGGGAAUUCCAGCAACAUUGCA
Messenger RNA from Colossoma macropomum (tambaqui), 2884 nucleotides. RefSeq names its product CUB domain containing protein 2 (gene cdcp2). NCBI's taxonomy places the organism in Eukaryota, Metazoa, Chordata, Actinopteri, Characiformes, Serrasalmidae. Bases 27 to 2846 code for a protein of 939 amino acids. The record is from RefSeq and is a predicted model, not a curated record. The transcript is spliced from 9 exons.